AUGCCGGUUGAUGUCGAUUUCGACGAGGAGGAACGCUUCGUUCAAAACGUCAUCCACAAGAUAUUCUCCAAGUUCGGCAAGAUCACCAACGAGUUCUACCCUACGGUAGACGGACCUGAAGGACUCACUAAAGGGUACAUCUUCCUGGAGUAUGGUGCUCCCACUCAGGCUCUGGAGGCAGUGAAGAACGCUGACGGCUACAAGCUGGACAAGCAGCACACCUUCAGAGUCAAUGUGUUCACUGACUUCGACAAGUACAUGAGCAUCAGUGACGAGUGGGAGACUCCUGAGAAGCAGCCCUUCAAGGACUUUGGUAACAUGCGUCACUGGAUGGAGGACCCUGACUGUCGUGACCAGUACAGCGUCAUCUACGAAUCAGGAGAGAGGACCGCCAUCUUCAACAACGACGCCAAGGAUCCAAUCGUCUCCGAGGAGAGGGCGCGCUGGACAGAGACCUAUGUGCGCUGGUCUCCCAAGGGAACCUACCUGGCCACUGUCUCCACCAGCGAGGCAUUGCAUUGUGGGGCGGAGAGAAGUUCAAGCAGAUCCAACGUUUCAGCCACCAGGAGUGUCUCUGAUCGACUUCUCCCCUGCGAGAGGUACGUGGUGACGUUCAGUCCCCUGAUGGACACAAAGGAGGACCCCCAGGCCAUCAUCAUCUGGGACAUUCUGACUGGCCAGAAGAAGAGAGGCUUCCACUGUGAGAGCUCCGCCCACUGGCCCAUCUUCAAGUAA
Molecule: messenger RNA, 735 nt
Organism: Oncorhynchus nerka (sockeye salmon)
Lineage: Eukaryota; Metazoa; Chordata; Actinopteri; Salmoniformes; Salmonidae
Product: eukaryotic translation initiation factor 3 subunit B-like
Exons: 7
Coding region: 1-735 (244 amino acids)
Biological process (GO): translational initiation
Cellular component (GO): eukaryotic translation initiation factor 3 complex
Molecular function (GO): RNA binding; translation initiation factor activity; translation initiation factor binding
Source: RefSeq, a predicted model, not a curated record